Lucilia sericata (common green bottle fly) is the source of this 941-nucleotide messenger RNA. RefSeq names its product TBP-related factor. NCBI's taxonomy places the organism in Eukaryota, Metazoa, Arthropoda, Insecta, Diptera, Calliphoridae. The record is from RefSeq and is a predicted model, not a curated record. The coding region runs from base 178 to 825 and encodes 215 amino acids. The transcript has 3 exons. Gene Ontology annotation, molecular function: RNA polymerase II general transcription initiation factor activity; DNA binding. Gene Ontology annotation, biological process: DNA-templated transcription initiation.
UCUCCUGUCAUUUUCGACAGAACAGCUGGACGUAAACAACAAUUAAGAAGAGAAAAUAAUACAAAAUUUUAAUUUUCACAUUUUUUUACAUUUUCAAAACUAUGAAAUAAAAUUUAAUAUAAAAUAGAUAAAAUACUAGAGAAUAUUUGUUUGAAUAUAUAGAAGAAUUUUUUAAAUAUGGAAACGGGAACAACAGCAGCAACCAACAGCCAACAAAAGAUCAAUCCACACUCUAGUAUACAACCACAACAGCCAGCCACACAAACUGUAGACCCAAAUGAGCCACAACAUGAUGUUAAAUUACAAAAUGUAGUAGCCACUGUGUCUCUGGCCUGCGAAUUAAAUCUACAAGAUAUUAACAAUCGCACCCGUAAUUCCGAAUAUACACCAUCACGUUUUCAUGGUGUUGUUAUGCGCAUGCGUGAGCCACGUUGCACAGCCUUAAUAUUUCGUACGGGUAAAAUUAUUUGCACUGGAGCACGCAACGAAGACGAAGCUUCUUUGGGUACACGAAAAUUUGCCCGCAUCAUACAGAAACUGGGCUAUCCUGUUAAAUUUACCGAAUUUCGUUUACAGAAUAUAGUGGCAACAGUCGAUUUACGUUUUCCCAUACGUUUGGAAAAUCUCAAUCAAGUCCAUGGCCAAUUUAGUUCAUAUGAGCCGGAAUUGUUUCCGGGUCUUAUAUAUCGUAUGGUUAAACCACGUAUGGUUAUGUUAAUAUUUGUCAAUGGUAAAAUUGUUUUUACGGGAGCGAAGGCACGUAAAGAUAUUUUAGAAUGUUUGGAUUUAAUAUAUCCCAUAUUACUAAGUUUUCGUAAGAAUUAAAAGAAAUUGUUAUUUAUAAAACCUACAUAAACUCAUAUAAAAAUAUUAAGAAAAAACGGAGAAAGUGGAAUAGGCAUUUUUGAAAUAAAUUUAGGCAAAUAUCUUUGUAUUUUUUA